GCUUUUCGAAAUCGCCGCAAGGUGGCCAUGACUUCGCUGGAAUCGCGUAUACUGCUAUGGUGCAAUUUAACAAUACGUAAUGACUACUUUUCUGCUGUCUAAAAGGUUCAAAUCCUCACCUGUCAGGGCAUUCGUCGACCACAUAAUGUUCACUUCGCACCUGCCUUAAUCUGAACAAAGGAGAAACUUCACAGGACGGCUGCCAUCGAUCAUAUGCUAAUUGCAACUCAUGAUGCGCGUCAUCGAAAAUAACGACACGUCAAACACUGCAGAGUAUGAAGAGACUUGAAAGAGCGUGAUACCCAAACUCGAACGUUAGAAGUGGAUCUUGCAACUGUGGUAACCGUUAUCAAGAUGGCAUCUGCGAUCGGGCAUUUCCUUCUCAUCACUGUUCUGAUGCUUGUGGGAUGGGCGAAUAUACGAUGUUCGACGACUGAGGCACCGAAGAGAAAGUACUUCCUCCACGGCACACGGAUUACUUGGCAGCUAAUCCAAGAUAUGAGAAAAAACUGCACCACCUUAGAACAUUGGAGCUCCGGACCUCUCCAAUCCUUUUUGAACAUUUUUGGCCAGAAGGGAGGACUCGGGUCGACAUACAUAGCAACCAAAACGAUGACUGACAAUGCUAUGAAGUACACAGAGCUCUGCAUUAAUCCGCUGAUGGGCCCCAUACCACGGUUGCUUGCAUUUGUGAAAUGGAAUACGGAUGGAAACUUCAUAUAUCCAGGUACGAAAUGGUGUGGUGCUGGAAAUAUAUCCACUAAUGCAACCAAGUAUGGAACUGGUGAGUCGACAGACAAGUGCUGCGAAAAACACGAUAUGGCCACAGAUUACAUGUUAGCAGAGGGAUAUCACGAGAAGAGUAGGCUGAAGAAUCCGUAUCCCUAUACUAUAACGAACUGCUCGGAUGACAUGAAGCUCUUCAACUGCCUUUAUGAGGACAACUCCAGCCUUUCCUACGAGUUCGGCCAAGUAUUUUUCGACGCCGUGCAUGUUCCCUGCUUCGCACAUACAUAUCCGAUAGAGUGCAUAAGACACACAGGUAAUUGGCUAUUCGGGUAUAAAUGUGAAGAAUACGGGAUCAACAACAAAAAGCCGAAGGUGUGGCAGUUCCUUCCUCCUCCAAAUUUCUUCAAAGCCUACACAAGGAAAUGGUAUAACGACAAUUUCACAGUCACGUGGGACGACAGCAAUGCGUGGGAUCUAGUUUGCAAGGGGGAUCCUGAUAUGGGGUGCAAAAAUUACACCUUCAUCGAAAAUUUCAACUUACGAGAAAACUUCAGCCGAUACGCUGAACCGAAGCUUAUAGCAUCCUCAUAGCAUGAGCUCAUGCGUGCAAUAUUAAAGCAGUACGUGAAGGCACACACGA
Messenger RNA from Ornithodoros turicata, 1369 nucleotides. RefSeq lists its product as uncharacterized. The transcript has 7 exons. The record is from RefSeq and is a predicted model, not a curated record. The coding region runs from base 355 to 1320 and encodes 321 amino acids. NCBI's taxonomy places the organism in Eukaryota, Metazoa, Arthropoda, Arachnida, Ixodida, Argasidae. Gene Ontology annotation, biological process: phospholipid metabolic process; arachidonate secretion.